UUUCUGCGUGAUGUGUAUUUUGCUUGACAUUUGCACCUAGGCCCUUUUCAAGUGUUGCCUAGAUUUGUGUUGUUUUGGCGGAAAUCAGCGAAGCUCAAGCUUUAUUCGUGUUCCUUGUGUUUUGUAAAGUUUAUCGGAAAAUAUAGGAAUAGUUUUCGCGAUCGGGAAAGGUAAUUUUGAUAAAUAUAACACAAUAACACCAGUCGAUUAUUUUGUGUUUAUCAGUAAUUUGCGAAAUUGUGAAUAAGCACCAUGGGAAUUAAAGGACUAUCCCAAUUGAUAGCCGAUGUGGCUCCAUUUGCGGUCAAAGAAGGGGAAAUAAAAAACUUUUUCGGAAGAAAAGUUGCUAUCGACGCGUCCAUGUGUCUGUACCAAUUCCUGAUAGCCGUCAGAGCAGAAGGAGCUCAACUAACAUCAGUCGAUGGAGAGACAACUUCACAUCUCAUGGGAACAUUCUAUCGGACAAUUCGUCUGCUGGAGAAUGGAAUUAAACCUGUAUAUGUGUUCGAUGGUAAGCCGCCAGAUCUAAAAUCAGGCGAGCUUAAUAAACGUGCUGAAAAGCGCGAGGAAGCCCAGAAAGCGCUGGAUAAAGCAACCGAAGCAGGAGCUACUGAAGACAUUGAUAAGUUUAAUAGGCGCUUGGUAAAAGUUACCAAACAACAUUCCAACGAAGCGAAAGAACUACUGAAACUUAUGGGAGUUCCCUACGUUGAUGCUCCAUGCGAAGCUGAAGCACAAUGUGCAGCACUCGUAAAAGGUGGCAAGGUUUACGCUACUGCAACUGAAGAUAUGGACGCUCUUACUUUUGGCUCAAGCAUUUUGCUGCGUCAUUUGACCUUCAGUGAGGCACGAAAAAUGCCAGUCCAGGAGUUCAAUUACGAAAAACUUCUCAGCGGAUUCGAACUAAAUCGGGAUGAGUUCAUUGAUUUGUGCAUUUUGCUUGGUUGCGAUUAUUGUGACAGCAUCCGCGGAAUCGGACCUAAAAAAGCCAUCGAAUUGAUCAACAAAUAUCGGUCGAUUGAGAAAAUUCUAGAGAAUAUUGACACUACAAAGUACAUUGUGCCGGAAAACUGGAACUAUCAGCAGGCACGACAGUUAUUCAAAGAACCGGACGUAGCCGAUCCAGAAUCACUUGAGCUUAAAUGGGUGGAACCUGACGAAGAGGGCCUGGUUAAGUAUCUGUGCGGUGACCGUCAGUUCAAUGAAGAUCGCAUUCGGGCCGGCGCUAAGAAAAUUUUGAAAACCAAAUCCACCGCUACCCAGGGACGACUUGAUUCGUUCUUCAAGGUUCUUCCAUCAACGCCAGCACAAAAGCGAAAGCCUGAAGACAAAAAGACGCCUGCUUCUAAGAAAGCUAAAACAACGGCAGGAAAACCAGGGCGGAAGCCAAAGUAAAAGCUUGCUUAAUUGAAUUAAAAAUCAUUUACUGAAUGUUUUCUUUCAAAUAAAUAAUUGCUAUAUCCAUAA
Molecule: messenger RNA, 1467 nt
Organism: Topomyia yanbarensis
Lineage: Eukaryota; Metazoa; Arthropoda; Insecta; Diptera; Culicidae
Gene: Fen1
Product: flap endonuclease 1
Exons: 2
Coding region: 253-1395 (380 amino acids)
Cellular component (GO): nucleus
Molecular function (GO): magnesium ion binding; DNA binding; 5'-3' exonuclease activity
Source: RefSeq, a predicted model, not a curated record